AUGGCUUUGGUGUCUUUGAUUUAUAAUUGUUACGAUGUUGUGGACGAGUAUUAUAAUUAUCCAACUGCUCUCAUUGUUAGGAUGGAAGAUCCGAAAGAAAUGGACUUUCCAGCAAUAACGAUAUGCGUCCUUUUAAAGCCUAAGCAUUUCCAUUAUCAGAACCAAAAAAUGUGUGUGGAGAAAACACAGAAUACUCUUCAGCCAUUAUCCGAUAUUAACAACGAUAAUAAACAAUUACCACCGCGUACAACAGGAGAAACUUUCUACGAGAGUUCGAAGAAAAAUGUGAACCAUUUGUAUAGAAAUUUAUCAAUUGUAAAGGGUUCUGACGGAAUCAGUAAUUUUAAUUUGAAGAGGGGAAACGAAAAUAAUGCUGAUGGAGGAAACGGUAGAAGAUUUCAGGCAGAGAAAAGGCCUCUUACAGGCCCUAGACAAAACGGCAUGUGCGACUUCGAAUUCGAAAAACACAUAAAAUACAAUGGAAGCGCCCAAGAGACAAUCCUCAUCUGCAGUUUCGACCUUAACGAAUGUUAUUACAGUGAUUUCAAGGAAUGGGAGAGCGAAGAUUAUGGUAAAUGCUACACGUUCAGUGGCGUAAGGACGACUACCAAAUUUGGAUCCACCAGUGGUUUGCAUUUAGUGAUUAAAGUUACUCACACCGAUCCGAAUAUUCGAACUAGUGGCAUACGUACCAUCGUCCACUCUCCUAAUGAAUUCCCAUUCCCGGAAGACGACGGCAUCAACGUGCCACGUUGCAUGUUAGCCGACAUUGCAAUCAUGAAGGAAGAGAUUGAACGACUGCAACCACCCCAUGGCAACUGCACCACCAAUACGGCCAUUCCCCACUGGGAGGAGAUGUUUGGAGAAUUGCCUUAUUCUCGACAGGGUUGCAUCAAAGCUUGCCAUUCUCAAAAGGUGUUAGACCAAUGCAAUUGCACUCUAAAUAUCAGAAUUGGAAAGUCUCUCAGGGGUGACGUGAUCCAUUGCAGGCAACACAAAGAUAAAGAAGACUGCAGUGAAAAUGUGAUUUCGGGUGCAGAUUGCGAGUGUAAUCCCGCUUGCAGCGAGGAGACGUUCGAUACUAGUGUUUCGUAUAGCCAGUUCGUUUUUGAAGAAAAUUGCCCGGAAAAAAUCUCGUGUGGCAACUCCACUUGUUACACUAAAAAAUUGCCAUGCAGAGACAUCAUGGGGAUACACGUGUACUACAAAGACUUAACAUUCGAAAAGAAGACUCAAACACCCACAUAUACGACACCGGCACUAAUAGCCAAUAUUGGUGGCACACUAGGUCUAUGCCUCGGACUCUCUCUGGUGACUAUUGUAGAAGUGAUAGAACUUAUUUUAGAUAUGCUAAUGACCUGUUUUAGGUCUUCUUCUGAUGUUAAACCUGUAAAUUUACCAAGACCUAAAACAGAGACGAAACAGGGAGAUCAUCCGAAUUUGCAUCAAAUACGUGUAACGCCUUAUUCUGUGCAAGUCAGGCAGAUUGCAAUGGAAGAUGCACCAGAAAGGAAUCAGCAGAAGUGA
This is a messenger RNA of Centruroides sculpturatus (bark scorpion), 1527 nucleotides long. RefSeq names its product degenerin unc-8-like. Gene Ontology annotation, cellular component: membrane. The coding region runs from base 1 to 1527 and encodes 508 amino acids. Gene Ontology annotation, molecular function: ligand-gated sodium channel activity. The record is from RefSeq and is a predicted model, not a curated record. Gene Ontology annotation, biological process: sodium ion transmembrane transport. NCBI's taxonomy places the organism in Eukaryota, Metazoa, Arthropoda, Arachnida, Scorpiones, Buthidae. The transcript has 12 exons.